CAGGGUCUGGGCCUGCCUUUUCCCCUUGUUCAUCCAGUCACUGGUCUCCCUGAAAAAGGCCGGGCUUAAAUCUAACCUACUGGUGGAAGACAAAGGAAGAAAAAAAUGUCUCAAAGGCAAAUGAAGGCAGCAUUUGUCAGCAACCUUAAUGGGACUAGCUUAUUGGAAAUUUCAGCUGGUUUGACUUUGCCCCCACUCUGUACUGUGUGUAGAGGUCUGAUACUCAUUCUGUUACAACUCCACCAUGUAACCUUGUCAUGGAGAUGGAAAGCUCAUUUUUUUACUGACUUUGCUAUACUUAUAGUGCCCUUGGUAGCUUCUUGCACCAUUCUUUCUUCUGUGAUUUUUCUUGUGCCACCUAUCUUAACCAUUUUAGGUACAUUGUUAUUCUAUAAGAUAUAUAGCAAAAGGCACUAUUAUGCCAAGGCACCUGCCCAGAAAAUCAUUUCUGCAUUUCUAAAAAUCAGUGUAGAUUCCAAAAACAUUCCAUCUGUUACUAUGUUCCGUGUUUAUAUCAAUCUGGCCACUGCCAUCAGCAUCCUGGCUGUGGAUUUUCCACUUUUUCCUAGACGAUAUGCCAAAACAGAGGUCUAUGGAACAGGACUGAUGGAUUUUGGAGUAGGAGCCUUUGUUUUUGGGAAUGCUAUCAUUUGUCCAGAAGUUAGAGGAAAACUUGGGGCCAAACAGUCCAGGUGUUAUUAUCUUGCAAAGCAAUUGUUCUCCAUUUGGCCAUUAAUACUCCUAGGCCUAGGACGACUAAUCAGUGUAAAGUCUAUAGGCUAUCAUGAACAUUUAUCUGAAUAUGGAGUUCAUUGGAACUUUUUUUUUACUUUAGCAGUAGUUAAAGUUGUGGCCUCCUUACUCUUGAUUUUUUUCCCCCUAAAUAAAUCUUGGAUUGUGGCUGUCAUCAUUGCCGUAUUGUACCAAAUAUCUCUUGACUUUGCACAACUCAAGAUGAUUAUUUUGCAUGGGAUUGAUCACAAAGGCACAAGAAUUGGUUUCCUAAAUGCAAACCGUGAGGGAAUCAUCUCCACCUUUGGAUAUGUAGCCAUAUAUAUGGCAGGUGUACAAACUGGAUUAUAUGUAUUAAGGGUAAAACCUCUUCUCAGAGACUGGAUUAAAGUGGGAUGUCAUCUGUUACUGACAGCUACCACUUUCCUUGUAUUUCUUUAUGUAUGUCAAACAUAUAUAGAUGCAGUUUCCCGAAAAAUGGCUAAUUUAGCCUUUUGCAUUUGGAUAGUUGCUUACAGCUUAACAUUUCUCAGUUGGCUGAUAUUAGGUAAUGUAAUUUUGGUCUUCACCAAAUUCUUAUUUAAAGGAGCUACUGUGCCAUGUUCUUGGGAUCUCAUCCAGACAAUCAACACAGAUAAAAAGUCUUCAGAGUCUCUGGCCCACCAGAAUGGAAGACAGCUGCCAAGCCUUUGUUUAAUUGCUGCCAUUAACCGAAACCAGUUACUUUUCUUCUUGUUGACAAACAUCACGACAGGCUUAGUCAACAUGACUGUUGACACUCUACACUGUAGCUCCUCUUGGACUUUAACUAUACUAUACUUGUACAUGAUUAGUAACUGUUUAAUUAUGUAUGUCCUGCAUAUACAGAAUAUUACUGUAAAAUGCUGGUGAUUAUUGGGAUGAAAAACGUGUCAAGAAUAUCAUUUUGUAACUCAAUGGUUAAUUUUACCUCAGAAUUACAAACUGUCACAAAUACAGGCUUGUGGCAUCAUGCACUAAUUCUUAUUUACUAUACCUUAACACUGUACAUAGUACUAGAUACAAGGUAGAAGCAGAGCUUCUGAAAUUUUCCAUAGAUAACAAUGGUAUUCCAGUCAAGGCACAAGGUUCCUUCAUCAUAGCUCAAAUUUAACAAAAUCUUAUACAAUUUUUAGCUUAAGUAUAAAAGCAGUCAUUCAAAUCUUGCACUGGUAUUCUAAAAUGUAUAGUAUAGAGUGAGAAUAAGUUCUCAAAAAAAAUGUAACUAUAUAGUAUAAUUUACAUACCAAGUGAUUAUGAAAUAUUAGUUAUUUACUUUUCAGAUAUAGCUACUUACUAAAAAAGAAAUACCUUUAGAUAACUAGAAUGCAGUCCAUUUUAAUGAAACUAACUUUAUUUCAUCCUCUUUUAAUGAUUUAACAUUAUUACUUCCCCACCCUGAAAAUAAGAGCUGGGUUCCUUUGAAAAAAUUGUAAAAUCUUUUGACUGCAAAAGACAGUAACCUUAUAUUGACCUUUUGUAUUCCUGAAUGAAAAUCUGUGUAUUUCAGAUUCAUUUUGAGGUAAAAUCCAGAGUAAUUUGUAUUUGGCAAGGAAUCUGGAUUAAUUUAUUACAUAGGCAUAUCCAUCCAUAUUGAAUUGUAACUCCAGCUGAUUUUUUAUAAUGUUCUCUUUCAUUUAGUUUUGGGCCUAUUCUAGUCUCUAAUCUGAAAAAGCUAUUUUUUAUCAUGUUAUGGUAAAAAGUGUUGUAUUUCAGUUAAGGAAGAAAGGUUCAAAUACUGUUCCCUGAAAAGUAAAAGCCAUGGGCAAUUUACCUUUCUAGGCCUCAGUUUGCCCAUGUGUAAAAUGAAGAUAAAAUCAUCUACCUCCUAGGACUGUUUUGAGGAUCAAUUAACUAUGUAAAAUGUUUUGCAGACCUAAAAACACCAAAUAAAUUCUAUCUAUUAUAGCUUGAAUAA
This is a messenger RNA of Antechinus flavipes (yellow-footed antechinus), 2668 nucleotides long. RefSeq names its product phosphatidylinositol glycan anchor biosynthesis class W (gene PIGW). The record is from RefSeq and is a predicted model, not a curated record. Lineage: Eukaryota; Metazoa; Chordata; Mammalia; Dasyuromorphia; Dasyuridae. Gene Ontology annotation, cellular component: endoplasmic reticulum; membrane. Bases 106 to 1623 code for a protein of 505 amino acids. Gene Ontology annotation, molecular function: glucosaminyl-phosphatidylinositol O-acyltransferase activity. The transcript has 2 exons. Gene Ontology annotation, biological process: protein localization to plasma membrane; GPI anchor biosynthetic process.